Messenger RNA from Dendrobium catenatum, 848 nucleotides. Its product is annotated as probable calcium-binding protein CML36. Lineage: Eukaryota; Viridiplantae; Streptophyta; Magnoliopsida; Asparagales; Orchidaceae. The record is from RefSeq and is a predicted model, not a curated record. The transcript has a single exon. Bases 158 to 730 code for a protein of 190 amino acids. Gene Ontology annotation, molecular function: calcium ion binding.
CUUCUCCUGCGAAGCUUCCUCGAAGCUCACCGCCGAACUUCCCCUCACGCCCUUUAAUUCCCCCACCUCCUCCCUCUCUCUCUGCAAUUACCAAAGCUUUUCUUCUUGUUCUUCGCCUUCACUUUUCCCUUCUUAUCUUUCUCAUCUCAUCAAAGUGAUGAAGCUCAUCAAAAUUGGAUCCUUCUUCUCAAAGAUCUCUAAAUCGAAGAAAAGAGCCCGGAUCGAAUCCCCCUCCUUCGGAUCCAUCGCUACCGCCUCUUCCUCGGAAGAAACCCUGACCCCGAAAUCCGUUCUACCCAUCGCCGUCGACGACCUAUUCAGUGUCUUCGAUCGCGACGGCGACGGCAAAAUCACGAGGCGCGAGCUCGAGGCUGUGCUUAAACGGCUGGGCCCACACGAUCCGCCGACAGAGGAGGAGCUCGCCUCCAUGGUGGCGGAGAUCGAUCGCGACGGCGAUGGUUGCAUCAGUUUGGAUGAGCUCGAGGUCAUCGUCCCUGCGGCGCUCGGUGAACCCGUCGCCGGCGACGAGCUCCGCGAUGUGUUCGCUGUCUUUGAUGCCGAUGGCGAUGGAAAGAUCUCGGCAGAGGAGCUUCUUGGUGUUUUUAUAGCUCUCGGAGACGGCGAAUGCACGAUCGAUGAUUGUCGCCGGAUGAUCGUCGGCGUCGAUACCGACGGCGAUGGUUUUGUUUGUUUUGGGGAUUUCGAACGGAUGAUGGAUGCAAAGAGAUGAGGGUGGAUGGACGGUUGUGAUUGGGUUGUACCGAAUCUUGUAAUUAGAAAGAUGUUUGUAGACUUGUGGUAAGAAUGGUCAACUUUUGAAUUAGUAAAAAGAAGUUUUAUUUGAAGAA